Messenger RNA from Desarmillaria tabescens, 1518 nucleotides. Its product is annotated as Bestrophin, RFP-TM, chloride channel-domain-containing protein. Gene Ontology annotation, molecular function: chloride channel activity. Bases 1 to 1518 code for a protein of 505 amino acids. NCBI's taxonomy places the organism in Eukaryota, Fungi, Basidiomycota, Agaricomycetes, Agaricales, Physalacriaceae. The record is from RefSeq and is a predicted model, not a curated record. The transcript is spliced from 8 exons.
AUGGUUGCGUACAACCCCGUCCUUCGUGGCAAGUGGACGUCGAAGAAGUUCAGUGCUACCGUGAUCAAUGACAUCUGGCCGGAGGUGUUGUUCUUCACCGCCGUGGCAACCAUGGUGACGUUUGUAUCUAUCAAAACACCACAUUCUUUGGCUGUUAACCCCCAAUUGUUGACUGUACUGGGUACUGUUCUCGGUUUGGUAAUAUCGUUUAGGACAUCCUCUGCAUACGAGAGAUACCAGGAAGGAAGGAAAAUGUGGUCAAAUAUAUCGAUCACUUCACGGAAUCUUGCCCAAAUGAUUUGGAUUCAUAUUCCAAAUGAUAGACCAUUGAAGCCAGAUGGGUCUAGGCUGACCGCACUCGAGAGUAUCAUCGAGAAAAAGACCAUGAUCAAUUUGAUUCAAGCAUUUUCUGUUUCUGUCAAGCACUACUUACGAGGAGAGACAGGGGUGUAUUAUGAAGAUCUCUACCCUCUCAUCUCGUUGUUACCCAAAUUUGCAUCAGAAACGGCAACGGACUGUACCGACAUGCUCCCUCUCUGGCAGGCAUCCGAAGAAGAUGAACAUCCCUACGACCACAAAAUCCACGCUAUGCCAUCACCAAAAGCGGAAUCGGCUCUUCCCAGUCUUUCCGCCUCUCCUGCUCCUUCAUCAUUAGGCUGGCACUCGUUCGGGAAACGCACUCCAAAACCCAAAACGUUCGACCCGGAGAAAGCUCUUCCUACUAUCUUCAGUCAUCGACCCCUCAAACCUGCUCGUAACCCUCCAAAGACCAGUGUUUACGACUACGUUCCCUUUCUUCUUAUUUUCAAGUGGAUCGCAAAACAAUUUACUCGAAAGAAGAAGAGCGUCAUUGAAGGCGCAUCACGAAAUGCUCUCGGGAGAAAGAUUAGGCCAAAAAUCGAAGAAAGCAACGUGCCCUUACAGAUUACCACCUAUCUGUCAGAUUACGCCAAUUAUAUCAUGCGUUCUGGCGUCCUGAUGCCACCUAUUGCGGCUGGUAUCGUCAACAAUAUUGGGGCACUCCAAGAUACAUUAACCCACCUUGGACGAAUCGCGAAUACACCGCUUCCAUUUGCGUAUCAAAUGCACCUGCGAAUGUCCCUUUGGGUAUACCUGUUCCUCCUUCCAUUCCAAAUCUUCGACAACUUCAAAUACCUGACGAUCCCCGGAACGGCGUUUUCAUCCUUCCUUCUACUCGGUUUCCUCGAGAUUGGCCAGGAAAUUGAAAAUCCAUUCAAUUAUGAUCUCAACGACCUAGACUUGGAUGGAUUUUGUCUGUCUAUACAACGAGAACUUCAGGAAAUCACCGCCCACCCGCUGCCAGACCCUUCUUCCUUCAUUUUCACUGCCUGGAACCAACCCUUCGCACCUGGAGAUCGACGUACCGCAGCUGAACUUGUCAAGGGUGACACAGAAUAUCGACACGCUGAGGACGAACACCAAGGGUUGGGAAGCAUCAAGCAGACGCUUCUGCGCAGCUGGAGGGACACGGAUGACUUGACUAGAGAGAAGAAGUAA